GGCGGGACGCUUAGGGCGGGACUCGAGUCCGCCCCCAACAGAGGUCCCUCGCGGGCCCGCGUCCAGCCAUGAAGUUUCGGUCCAAGAUCGUGGACGCGGCGUGUCUGAACCACUUCACUCGAGUCAGUAACAUGAUAGCCAAGCUUGCCAAAACCUGCACUCUCCGCAUCCGCCCCGAUAAGCUGAACUUCAUCCUCGCCGACAAGGUGGCCAAUGGGGGGGUGAGCAUGUGGUGUGAACUGGAACAGGAGAAUUUCUUCAGUGAAUUUCAAAUGGAAGGUGUCUCCGCAGAAAACAAUGAGAUUUAUUUAGAGCUAACAUCGGAAAAUUUAUCUCGAGCCUUGAAAACUGCCCAGAAUGCCAGAGCCUUGAAAAUCAAGCUGACUAAUAAACACUUUCCUUGCCUCACAGUCUCUAUAGAGCUGUUAUCUGUGUCGAGCAGUAGUCGCAUUGUGACACACGACAUCCCCGUAAAGGUUAUUCCUAGAAAAUUGUGGAAGGAUUUGCAAGAACCCGCAGUCCCAGACUCUGAUGUUAGUAUUUAUUUACCAGUCUUGAAGACUAUGAAGAGCGUUGUGGAAAAAAUGAGGAACAUCAGCAAUCACCUGAUUAUUGAAGCAAAUCUAAAUGGAGACUUGAACUUGAAAAUAGAAACUGAAAUAGUGUGUGUCACAACUCAUUUUAAAGAUCUUGGAAAUCCUCCCUUAGCCUCUGAAAAUGCUUCUCAAGCUAGAAAUCCAGAACAAAUGGCUGAAGUGCACGUAGACAUUAGGAAGCUCCUACAGUUUCUUGCUGGACAACAAGUGAAUCCUACAAAGGCCGUGUGCAAUAUUGUGCGUAACAAGAUUGUUCAUUUUGAUUUGCUCCAUGAAGAUGUUUCCCUGCAGUAUUUCAUCCCAGCGUUGUCAUAGCACCGCUUCCCAGAUUUGGGAGCUCAGGGACCCCUGUCAUGACGGGGAAGGCAGGAUGGUGAUGUGUUCUAAGUCACUUGUCUGUGUCCUUGCGGCACAAAUCCUAUACAAGUUACUUAUUUUUCCCUCUAUAAUAUUUUAACUAAAAAUUGAGUUAAUGAAACACAGUUGGAUAAACAUAUUACUUCAU
Ceratotherium simum simum (southern white rhinoceros) is the source of this 1101-nucleotide messenger RNA. RefSeq names its product HUS1 checkpoint clamp component (gene HUS1). Gene Ontology annotation, biological process: nucleotide-excision repair; mitotic DNA replication checkpoint signaling; double-strand break repair via homologous recombination. The record is from RefSeq and is a predicted model, not a curated record. Lineage: Eukaryota; Metazoa; Chordata; Mammalia; Perissodactyla; Rhinocerotidae. Gene Ontology annotation, cellular component: site of double-strand break; checkpoint clamp complex; nucleolus.